Messenger RNA from Ascoidea rubescens DSM 1968, 2196 nucleotides. RefSeq names its product leucine-rich repeat domain-containing protein. The transcript has 2 exons. Gene Ontology annotation, molecular function: protein binding. The record is from RefSeq and is a predicted model, not a curated record. The coding region runs from base 1 to 2196 and encodes 731 amino acids. NCBI's taxonomy places the organism in Eukaryota, Fungi, Ascomycota, Saccharomycetes, Ascoideales, Ascoideaceae.
AUGACGGUUGAUAUUUUAGAACUACCACCUUUUUUAAUACAGAAUAUUUUUGAAAAUAUAUAUAACUCCCAAGCCAAUAAAGGAUAUAAAAUAAUAUUGUUGUUAAGCCUUUCAAAUUAUCCAGUUCUUUCUUGGGUAUCUAACAAAUUAUUGUUUAAACAAGUUACUUUCAAUCUUUUUAAAACUCUUAAAAAGACUUCUUUGGAGAACAAGGGAUUGCAGAUUUCCUUGGACCAUUUAGAAGUUUUUAAAAGUCGGUUGUUAUUAUUCACUAAACAGGUAAAUUUAAAUAUUAGUGCAGACUCUGAUAAAAGUGACUAUGAUAGUCUGAUUAGAAAUUUUAAUGAAUUGGAAACAAUUAUUCGAAAGAAUAAUAUUACAACUAGACAAAACUUUCACAAUGCCUCUGUUUCACAAAUUAAAGGUUUGAUUGAAAAAGAAGAAAAGUUCAAUAGCAAAAAUUGCAGGUUGAGGCAAAUUAAUAAUGGUAUUGUGUGUGAACAUUUUGACAAUGAUUUCCAUCAAAAAAAUUGCCUUUCUAAAAAUAAUUCAUGUCAAUUAAAUUAUUCAUACUUUCCAUUUUUAUCUGGUCGUGAUCGUCCUGUUAGUUCGACUAGAGCUCAUACCGGAAAUAACAGCACUAUUAAUACAAAUAAUGACAACCCAAAUAGUAAUGAAUCUUACUAUUGUUUGAAAACCUUUACAACCAAAAUAUUGAAUAAUACACUCAACUUGAAAAGAUUGACUUUGGUGGGAAUGAAUUUAAAAAAUAUAAAAGAUUUGAAGUAUUCCAGUUCAAAGUUAAAUAUGACAUUGAACUAUUUAAAUUUAUCAUCAAAUGAGUUAACUAGUCUUGGUGGUCUUCAAGGUUUUAUUAAUUUAAAAACCCUUGUUGUGAAAAACAACAAAUUAAGUGACAUUUCUAGUGUGGGACAUUUAAUUAAUUUGAGGAUACUAAACCUAUCAAACAACUUCAAUUUGAAAAAAAUUGACAAUGGAUUUAUGAAUUUGAUUAAAUUAAAGAGAUUUAUUGUGAAAGGGUACAAUCAAAUUGUGAAUUUGGAGAAUCUAGAAAAUUUAAAAAGGCUUGAAGUUUUAAUAAUUAACUGCUCCAAUAUCAAAAAUAUUAAAAAUUUGAACAAUCUAACCAGACUCAAAGUAUUAGACUUAUCAUUCAAUUGUUCUAUUAGGAAAAUAGAAAAUAUUGAUUCUUUGAAUGGUUUAGAAAGGUUGAGUUUAUAUCGAUGCAAAAUCAGUAAAAUUGAAAAUUUGGAUAAGUUACGGCGAUUGGAGUAUUUGGAUCUUGGAGGAAACAAUAUCAGGGAAGUGGUUGAAUUGGAUAGAUUGACAUCAUUGAGAGAGUUGUAUCUUGAUAAAAACGAUUUUGAAGCUAUUACCUUAGCUUUGUUAGCAUCAACUGCUCAAUGUGACAGAACAUUUUCAUUAGUUGCGGAUGGCGAUGAUUUUUCAAGUGUGCCAGUAGUUUAUAAUGAGGGCACUUCUUCCUACUUGCGCCUCAAAGAUGAUUCUGGUGAAGCUGUAUCUUUUAUUUUAUAUGAGCCAUCCGGCUACCUAGCUCUUUUGUCCGACACUUCCAAGUCUGUUUCUGCUGAUGCUGAUGGGUUACACAUUGAGGACCGAAGCAGCGCAUCAAAGGACUUUGGUCUUAAUGAAGAAGGAAACUUGAGAUUCACUGCUUCCUUCCAAGGGUUCUGGGCUUGUGAAAACGACGAUGGAACAUUCAAUAUAGCCAACUGGCAAUGCUCCUCAAAUGCUGUUGCUUUGGUUCCAGUGGGUAUUUCCGAAAGCAGUUCUUCUGGUUCUUCUGCAGUAGCUGCUGAUUCUUCUUCUACCUUUCUGACUUCUUUUGUUUCGUCUUUCUCUGAAGUGAACUCCGUUUCUUCUGUCGUUUCUUCCGUUGCUUCUUCGGUGGCUUCCUCCAUUGCUCCUUCAGUAGCCUCUUCCUCUGUUUCUUCCGCUGCUUCUUCCGUCGGUUCUUCUUACGUUUCUUCCGGCACUGAUUCCCACGUUUCUUCCACCUUCCACUUCUCUGCUUCCCAUUUUUCCGAGUCCUCUUUUGUUCCAGCUAACUCUUCCUCUUCUCACUCUGUUGCUGAAAACUCCAUCAAUGCUGCCACCUCUGUGGGUGCAACUGCCUUAUCUCUUUUUUUUGCUGCUGCCGUGGCUUUAUUUUAG